AUGUCGCAGACGUUUUCGGGGUUCCGGCCAGUCCAUGAUCGCCUUGACCUUGGAGUCAGUCAUGGUGAGGCCUUUGGAGGAGAGGAUGUAUCUGAGGUACUUGACAGAGUCCGUGUGGACUUCGCACUUGUCCGCGCAGGCGUAAAGCUGAUGCUUCCGGAGACGUCAGAGCACUUCCCGGACAUGUUUUCGGUGGUCUGCCGGAUUGUCGGAGUAGAUGAGGAUGUCCAAGUCUACGAAGACCUUGUUGACAAAGCGUUGAAACGCUGCAGGGGCGUUGGAAAGUCCGAAGGGCAUUACGAGCCAUUCAAAGGAUCCGUAGCGGGUCCGGAAGGCGGUCUUCCACUCAUCUCCGGAUGCAAUUUGGACCAGGUUGUUAGUGUGCCGGAGAUCGAUCUUCAUAUAGAUCCGAGCCUUCCGGGGAGAGUCCAGGAGGUCGGAGAUCAGCGGGAGCGGGUAACGGUCCUUCCGGGUCAUCUUGUUGAGCCCACGGUAAUCAACGCAGAGUCGCAGGGACCCGUCCUUCUUCUUGACGAAGAGGACCGGAGCUCCGCACAGAGAGUUGGUCGGGUGGAUGAAGCUGGAGCGGAGGUUCUCGUCGAUGUAUUCUCGGAGGGUGUCCAGUUCCAGCUGCGAGAGGGAGUAGAUGGGACCGAGUGGAGGUACCGCACCUUCCUCGAGGGUGAUCUUGAGGUCGUAGGGGUGGUGCUCCAGAAGAGUGUCGGCCUUGGUCUUGCUGAAGACGUCCGCGAACUUAUGGUACUCCUCCGGAACGUUGGAGAGGUCCGGAAUGGAGUCGGAGGUGACGGAGUUCCUGGCGAAAACCUCGGUGGCCAAAGCGGAGGACAGAUUGAGCGUGAAGCUCUCAGAUCCUGGCAGCUUGCAGGCACGGGCAAAUGCCACAGCAUUCACAAGUGA
Molecule: messenger RNA, 918 nt
Organism: Dichomitus squalens LYAD-421 SS1
Lineage: Eukaryota; Fungi; Basidiomycota; Agaricomycetes; Polyporales; Polyporaceae
Exons: 2
Coding region: 1-918 (305 amino acids)
Source: RefSeq, a predicted model, not a curated record